CAGGCUGUGCUGGGUGAGCCACGGGCCGCUGUGCUCCUGCUCCCCCCAGAGCCUGGAAAGCGACCCCAGUGCGCCCCGGGUUCAAAGGGCCCGCGCACAGCUCCAACCCCUCCGGGGGGCGGGGAGGCGAGAGGGUUGGCGCGGGAGCGAGGAAAACCCAAGCCCAGAGCCGGCCUGCGCGGGGUGGGCAGCGCCUUCUGAAGUUUGUGACCAUACAACCAACUCCUGGCCAGACCCCGGGGUGCAGCGAGCAAGUGACCCGCCUCGAAUCCCCAUCGCUGGAGGAUCGAGAAGUUGUACGUGCCUUUGGAGGCCACAGGAGUCCGUCCUCCCUGCACGGUACCCCCGCGCCUGAUUGGGGUUCAUGGAGCUGGGGCUGUGGCUCCUUUUUGGGCUCACAGUGACCUCCGCAGCAGGAUUGGUGCCUGCCCCUCACCCUGGGGAUGCUGGCAGGAGUAGUAUAUCGCAGACACCCCCUGUAGCCAAAUCUGAGGGGAGCAUCCAGGAAACAUUGACUACAGCGCGGGGUCCAAGACCUGAAAGUUCUGGACAGAAGCAGGGAGCAGAUGGGUUUGGGGCACAGGCAAACAAGGGGAGCCCUGUGCGCCACAGAGCCAGACGCUGCACGUGUUUCACCUACAAGGACAAGGAGUGUGUCUACUAUUGCCACUUGGACAUCAUUUGGAUCAACACUCCUGAACGGACUGUGCCCUAUGGACUAUCCAACUCCAGGGGAAGCUUCCGGGGAAGGAGGUCUGCAGGGCCUUUCCUGCAGAGUCCACAGUCCUCCAAGUGGACACUACGCUGCUCCUGCAUGGACAGUGAUGAUGGGCCCUGUGUGCAUUUUUGCACCCGAGCGCUGGCAGUUGGCAGGAGCUCAAAGACAGCAGAAGACCCAGACAAAGAAGAGGAAGAGCUGGCCAUUGGAGCCAACCAAGUCCUGUGUCCAAGAGCCCAAAAUGAAACUCCUCUCUGCAUGGAUUGGAUGUGAUGAAAACCAUCCAUUCAUUGCAUCAUGUGUUUCAGUCACUCAGGUUGAAUUCAAGGACAGAACAAGCAAGUAGACUUUAGAUCUUCAUCAUCAUCAACACAUGUUUGCAUGGCCUUGGACCUCCCCCUUCUGUCUCUCUGCUCCCCCUUUCUGGAGCCCUUUGGGAGAUCAGCCUGCAACAUCUUGUUUUAGGGAGAUUUCAGUUUCUGCUCUGACUUGGUUCAUUUUUCUGCCUCCUUGAGGACAUUGAGUUUUUGCCUGGGGAAGAAAACCUACUCAAAGGGGUCGUCAGUUAACUUUACACCCCUACCCCAAGAAUGUCCUGAUUCAAAUGACCCCAGUUUCUCUAAUGGGAAAAAUGAUCCCAGAUGUGCCCUGGGGGCCAUUGCCCAGGGCUCUGGUUUCAUGCAGGAAAUUGUUUGGGGAGUUAGGUAUGGCAGUGUUUUUUGGCUUGACUUUUCAGGAGAUUAAGUGGACUCCAAGCGACUCUUUGCAAAUAUAAACACAUGUCCAUCUUGCAGUAAAUGCAACAGGAGCAUUGCAUGUUAUAACGCAGAGUAGACUGGUACAGAGAGCAUUGUCUUUAGAUGUGGAUGAUAGCUGUACAGGUCUUCAUGAAUCUGAAACUUAGAGGAUUUAGACAGAAAUUUUCAGUUGUGCUUGAUUCCUACCAAAAAGAAUGUUGCUCAAAAAAGUGAAGACAAAGAAACCUUGAUGCUUAUGCUGAGAAGUAGAGAAAACUGCUGUUGGUUUUGAACUUCAGGACACACAGCAAAGAGCCUGUUCAAUUGAUUGAUAUCCUUUGACCUUUGCAGGCAGCCAAGACAGGGCACAGUAGUGCUGGUUCCUAGGCCUGGCUCCUAGGAAAUUUCUGUCUAGGCAAUCUCAUCUCAAGGCUCUUGGGACAAAUAUUUGCUUUCAUGAAUAAAUGUGGAUCUUUGGGGAAUAGUUUCAAAACAAGCCUAGAACACAAACUCUUUGUAAAUUAUGUAAAUUCUUAUUUAUCUAUAUAAUUGUUAACAACUGGGAAUUGUAAUGUCUGAUAGUUCACAAUUUCUUUCAGCUGCUCUCUUACUGCCACACUGAGCUUUUGGUGAGUGUUUGGAAUAGGAAUCGGUGCAUGAAGUCACGGGUGGGAAAGAGGCCAUCCCAAUGCAAAGACCCAAAAAUAUCUAAGUGUGUACUGAGGUCAUCAUAUAGACAACUUUAAGAUGGUAAAGAACAGCACAUUGGCCUUGACCAAAUGCUAAAAUUAUCUCUGAGUGUUUCAUAAAUUAUUGCAGGUAUAAAAGUGAGUAUCUUUCACAAAGAAAUGGAAAGGGCUGAUUUGCUAACAGGACUGUGUACAGGAGCAAUUAUUUAUUGUGAAACUAUUCUCUAUUCUGACUGCUUUAUGUGGAGCUGUUCAAAGGGAAGACACUGUAUAGAUAUAUAGAUAUGAAGAUUUUAAAUUGUGUUCUGAAUCCAAGCUCAUAUUCCUUAGAGCUUGAAUUGCAUUUUUUAAAUGCGUAUGUACUGUUGAGCUCUGUGGCAAGAUGAUAUCAUGGAGAGAAUCUCAUUCAUUCUGCUAACACUAGGAAAAUACUAACUGUCAAAUGCAUAAUAAAAAAAUUCAAAGUUU
Molecule: messenger RNA, 2612 nt
Organism: Erinaceus europaeus (western European hedgehog)
Lineage: Eukaryota; Metazoa; Chordata; Mammalia; Eulipotyphla; Erinaceidae
Gene: EDN3
Product: endothelin 3
Exons: 6
Coding region: 365-991 (208 amino acids)
Biological process (GO): vein smooth muscle contraction; regulation of systemic arterial blood pressure by endothelin; regulation of vasoconstriction
Cellular component (GO): extracellular region
Molecular function (GO): hormone activity; endothelin B receptor binding
Source: RefSeq, a predicted model, not a curated record